Molecule: messenger RNA, 1428 nt
Organism: Chlorocebus sabaeus (green monkey)
Lineage: Eukaryota; Metazoa; Chordata; Mammalia; Primates; Cercopithecidae
Gene: PSMG1
Product: proteasome assembly chaperone 1
Biological process (GO): proteasome core complex assembly
Cellular component (GO): endoplasmic reticulum
Molecular function (GO): proteasome binding
Source: RefSeq, a predicted model, not a curated record
CAUUUGGGGGCCGGACGCGGUGGCUCACGCCUGUAUCCACGCACUUUGGGAGGUCAAAGCAGGAGUAUCGCUUGAGCCCAGGAGUUCGAGACCAGUCUGGGCAACACAGCGAGACCCCCCCCAACCCCACAAUCUGUAAUUUAAAAACAAAAACUGCAGGUACUCCUGCCCCAAGGCGUGGCAGCGCGGGCGGGCGCUGUAGAGGGCGUGGCCGCAAGCUCUUGGUGUGUCUGGGGGCGUGGCCUGUGCGGGGCGGGGCGUAGCGCCCGCGCCGUGGGGUUGUGGCCGCGAGCUCGGGCUGUGCGCGGAGGGCGUGGCCUGUGCGGGGCGGGACUUAUUGCCUGCGCGGUGAGGGAGCGUGGUCUCGCGCAUGCUGGCCUGCGCCGUCCCGCGGCGUCGCAGUUGUGUCUAGCCGGUCCCGGGGCGGCUAUGGCGGCCACGUUCUUUGGAGAGGUGGUGAAGGCGCCAUGCCGAGCUGGGACGGAGGACGAGGAGGAGGAGGAGGAGGGGCGGAGGGAGACGCCCGAGGACAGGGAGGUGCGUCAACAGCUAGCGCGGAAGAGGGAGGUGCGGCUCCUUCGAAGACAGACAAAAACAUCUUUGGAAGUUUCUUUGCUAGAAAAAUAUCCGUGCUCCAAGUUUAUAAUUGCUAUAGGAAAUAAUGCAGUAGCAUUUCUGUCAUCAUUUGUUAUGAAUUCAGGAGUCUGGGAAGAAGUUGGUUGUGCUAAACUCUGGAAUGAAUGGUGUAGAACAGCAGACACUACACAUCUGUCCUCCACAGAGGCUUUUUGUGGGUUUUAUCAUCUCAAAUCCAAUCCCUCGGUUUUCCUCUGUCAGUGUGGUUGCUACGUUGCAGAAGAUCAGCAGUAUCAGUGGCUGGAAAAGGUUUUUGGCUCUUGUCCAAGGAAGAACAUGCAGAUAACUAUUCUCACGUGUCGACACGUUACCGAUUAUAAAACCUUAGAAUCCACUGGCAGCCUUCCUUCUCCUUUCCUGAAAGCCCUGAAAACACAGAAUUUCAAAGACCCUGCGUGUUGUCCAUUGCUAGAACAACCGAAUAUAGUACACGACCUUCCUGCAGCAGUUCUGAGUUACUGUCAAGUAUGGAAAAUCCCAGCAAUUCUGUACUUGUGUUAUACUGAUGUGAUGAAAUUAGACCUAAUUACAGUGGAAGCUUUUAAGCCUAUACUUUCUACCAGAAACUUGAAGGGUUUGGUUAAGAAUAUUCCCCAAAGCACUGAGAUACUAAAGAAAUUGAUGACAACAAAUGAGAUUCAGAGUAACAUUUAUACAUGAUCUUAAACAUUGUUUUGUAAUGUAUAUUACUUGUCCAUUCCUUUAAGGGGAGCAGCGUGCACUCUUUUGUAGAUUACUUUUGGGGGAUAUAUUUUGAGAACGAUGAAACGGAAUAAAAUUGUAAAAAAUUAA